CCUCAAACCUCCCAAGGAAUGCAAAUGAAAAAUAAAAUUGAAAACGCUGUCAUUGUGUGCGUGCAUUUCAUGUUAAACAUAAAAGUGAAUAUCGUCUGCCCAUUGUAAGUUGCAUUUGCGGAAGUGUUGCCAUUAUUAAAAGGCAUUUCCAACUGAAGGCAGACGAAGACGACGACAACGACAUACAUAUGCUGAAGAAACACAACCAAUAAACCCGCAGCAAUUACUACAACAUUACAACGUCAUUUACAAGAACAACAACAACAACGUCAUCAUCAUCAGUAAGAACCUGGCAACAAUGAAAAUGAACAUUACCAUUAUUACGGCCACAAGCGGACGCCGCAACAUGUCGGUUGGCUUUCUACAUUUUGUUGUCAUCCUCAGCUGCAUAAUUUUACUAUCAACUGUCUCAGUAACGGCAACACCUGAAAUUCCUUCAAAAGGAAAACACUCACAUUCCAACGACAAAUCACGAGCUUCUGUUGAAGAUGAUGAUAUGCCCAGAUUUGCUGAACCCGUGGCCAAUGUUACGGUCUCCCUGGGCCGUGAUGCUCUGCUGGCAUGUGUGGUGGAAAAUCUUAAAAAUUACAAGGUCGCCUGGGUCCGAGUAGACACCCAGACAAUUCUCUCGAUCCAUCACAAUGUCAUCAUACAAAACAAUCGCAUAAGUUUGACAUACAAUGAUCAUCGAUCGUGGUAUCUGCACAUCAAGGAGGUGGACGAGAGUGAUCGUGGCUGGUAUAUGUGUCAGGUGAAUACGGAUCCAAUGCGUUCGAGAAAGGGUUAUCUGCAGGUUGUGGUACCUCCCAUGAUAGUCGAGGGCAUGACCAGCCAUGAUGUUGUGGCUCGGGAAGGUCUCAAUGUAACACUGACCUGUAAGGCCCGGGGAUAUCCGGAGCCCUAUGUAAUGUGGCGUCGUGAGGAUGGUGAAGAAAUGCUAAUUGGUGGCGAGCAUGUUAAUGUGGUCGAUGGCGAACAUUUGCACAUCACCAAAGUGAGUCGCCUGCACAUGGCCGCAUAUUUGUGUGUUGCAUCGAACGGAGUGCCACCGUCCAUUAGCAAACGGGUCAACUUAAGAGUUCAAUUUCCUCCCAUGCUCUCCAUACCCAAUCAACUGGAAGGAGCCUACAUUGGUCAAGAUGUAACAUUGGAAUGUCAUACCGAAGCCUAUCCAGCUUCCAUCAAUUACUGGACCACAGAAAGAGGGGAUAUGAUAAUAUCGGAUACCUCACGUGCCGGCGAUAAAUACGAAACCGCAUCCAUUGUCAACGGCUAUAUGAAGCAUAUGAAAUUGAAAAUUCGUAAUGUUGGACCCAACGAUUUUGGCACCUAUCGAUGCGUGGCGAAGAAUUCAUUAGGCGAAACGGAUGGCAAUAUCAAAUUAGAUGAAAUGCCAGCACCCACUACAGCAAUCCUAUCCGAGAUGGCCAUGUUAAAUCGCAGCUAUGACGGCAAACGCCGUAAUAAAAAUAAAUUAGAUCCAAAUUCAUUGCCGGACUAUGGUGUCGAAGAAUGGCGUGAUGGUGCCGGCAAUUCCGGCGAUAACAAUCAGUCUCCCAUGCGUAAUCCACCCGAUGCUUUUCACAAUUCGGCCACCAGCCUGGCCCAGAAUAAUCCACUCGCCAUAAUAAUUCAAGCGAUUAAAAUGCAAUCAUGUGGGAUUUACAAGCGUUUAACGAAUUUAAUUCAAACGCUGAGAGGGGCAACAAUGCGGGAAACAAAGGUGGCAACAACAAACCAAAUGGAAGGAAAAUCCGAUAAGGCGGCGACAAAAGGAAGUUCGGCUACAAAAUCACUUGGAAAACCCACCAUGGUUUCACUUUCCAUGGCAAUUGAGGUGAUGGUGGUGAUGUUGCUUGGCAUCCUGGCGGUGGGUGUGAGCCUGCUGCUGCUGGAGAGCAAACCUGCCAACACAACAAUAAACCACACAGCGGAAUACGUGUAUGGCAAACAAAAGCAUCUCUGGCAGAUUGUCAGAUUUCUGCGUCUUCAAGUAUCAGGAAAAUGGUUUUCAUUCCGCACGAUGACAUUUUCAUUCAAACCGCGGCCAAAGAAUUUUACCCAGCCAAUGGAAAAUUAUGAGCAGCUUGAGUGCCACUAUACGCAGCAGCAACAGCAGCCACUGACGCAUCCUGGGGAGACGAUGCGUGAAAAUCUUAUUAUGGGAAAUGAAUUCAAAAUGUGGCAUGACAAGGCGAAGAGGACGACGACGACGAGAGUGUUACAAGUGGCAUGUGUCAAUGAGGCGCAAACGAAAGGUGAUGCUGCCGGGGGCGAUAACAAUUGUGACAACAACAAAGGCUCUGGUAAAGGUGUUGUCGAUGUUGCCGUUGUUGUAAGGUGUGAUAAGGAUGUCCUCCCCCAAAGUAGUGUUGGUAAAUUGACAAUCGCCAAUGAGCCGAUGAAUGAAAGAAAUCAACAAUUUAUUGAUGAAGUUAAUGCCGUUCGGAGUCAAGUGAAGAACAAUGGCUUAUCACAAAUACCUUAA
Molecule: messenger RNA, 2488 nt
Organism: Musca domestica (house fly)
Lineage: Eukaryota; Metazoa; Arthropoda; Insecta; Diptera; Muscidae
Gene: DIP-kappa
Product: muscle M-line assembly protein unc-89
Exons: 12
Coding region: 299-2488 (729 amino acids)
Cellular component (GO): neuron projection
Source: RefSeq, a predicted model, not a curated record